GCGUCCGCGGGUUCAAGGGCGGGGCGUCACGUCACGUCUCUGGGGUCAUGGUCGCUCUGCUCCUGCUCCCUCCGGAAGCUGGGGAUCGGGCUUCCCAGCGCUGCCGCCUCGGGCCCCGGGCCUUGGCUGCUCUGGGCCUUGGCCUGGGCUCCCCGCUGCGGGUCUCGUUACCGGGUGGCUCCGCUCUGUGUUCCGCCUGGCCGCGGCCAGACCAGGCCGAGGGAUUCUUGCAGCUCGACACCACGUGCGUGAGUCCGGGGCUGCUGGAGAGACCGGGCUCGGGCCGGGGCAAGAGGCUGAGCCUCGGGCAUUUAGAGCCUCUGUCCUCCGUUAAACUGAGGCGGGUCCGGGUGCGGACUGUGCAGGCGCCUGGGCCGUGGGGAGAGGUCGGGCCUGCUGUUCCAUCGGACGCCGAGCUGUUGUUGCUGAAGGAGCUGCUCAGGGGGCUUUUCCUCCGCCCGGCGUUUGUGGUGACGGCGGAGGCCGCGGCCUGGCCUGGGCUGUUCUUGGUGGAAGUGGCCGCAGUGGAGCCGGAGCUGUGUCCAGGUGGAGCCGGGCUCAUGGGCCCUGGGACCCAGCUGGAGGUGGCGGAGCGGCUGAACCUGGAUCAGUUUCGAGCCCGAGGUCGGGGCCUGGGCCUGGGCGGACUGCACCACUCCGCUGCCCCGCUCCGAGAGAUGCUGAACCUCCCGCUUCGCUUCCCGCAGUCCCUGCGUCGCCUCGGGCUGUCGUGUCCACAGGGGUUACUGCUGCUUGGGCCCCCGGGGGUGGGGAAGACGGCGCUGCUCCGGGCCGUGGCCCAGGACUUGGCCGCGCCGCUGGUCCUCGCAUCUCCCGCCACACUCCGGGGCUCCCGGCCGGGCGACAGCGAGCAGAGGCUGCGCCGCCUGUUCGCCCAGGCCCAGGCCAAGGCCAAGGCCAAGCCCUGCAUCCUCUUCAUCGACGACAUUGAGUCAUUGUUCCCCCGGAGGGCAGCGGCGGGGAGCCGGCCUGAGGACCGUCUGGUAGCCCAGCUCCUCACCCUGAUGGACGGCCUGAAACCUCGCAGUCGCCUAGUGGUGGUAGCGGCCAGCAACUGCCCUGAGGCCUUGGACCCUGCCUUGAGGAGGCCCGGCCGCUUUGACCGAGAGAUCUUAAUUGGGGUUCCAACGAUGUCGCAGCGCCAAUCCAUUCUGGAAGUAGUAACCUCAUCAAUGCCUCUGAGGGCUGAUGUUGAUCUGACCUGGCUGGCAGAAGCUACAAGUGGUUAUGUCGGUGCUGACCUAACAGCUCUCUGCCGAGAGGCUGCUCUGCAGCUCGUGAGGCGCAGCUCCCAGGACACAGUGAACAAGGAAAUCACCUUUGCAGACUUCAGAGAAGCAAUAAAGGUUGUGCAGCCUUCCUGUCUGAGAAGCAGCGUCGGGCUAACUGACUUCAAACCUGUCCACUGGGAUCAAAUUGGUGGCCUGGAUCAAGUGAAAUUGAAAUUGAAACAGAGUAUUCAGUGGCCAGUGCUGUACCCGCAGGCAUUUGAGAGGAUGGGAGUGACCCCCACUCGUGGGAUUCUGCUGUAUGGACCCCCAGGAUGUGCAAAAACCACGUUGGUGAAAGCUGCAGCCUCCAGCUACCGCUGUUCUUUCCUGUCGAUCAGUGGGGCAGAUCUCUUUUCACCAUUUGUAGGUGAUUCUGAAAAGAUUUUGGCUCAGGUUUUUCAGCAAGCUCGAGCUGCAGCUCCAUCCAUCCUGUUUCUGGAUGAAAUUGAUUCCAUCUUUGGAUCGCGUUCAUUUGAUGGAGCAAAUGGCCGUUCUGUUAAAGAGCGGGUACUCUCUGUUCUUCUUAAUGAGAUGGAUGGAAUUGGCCAGCCAUUGAUUGGGAGGAGAAUCUCAGAGAGGAACAUACUUGCAUCUGAAGCAAAUCAAGUUGAACCGACAAAAAAGUUUCAGGAGGUUUGUAACAAAAAUGUGAUCGUGGUUGCAGCUACAAAUCGGCCAGACCUAUUAGAUGAUGCUUUGUUGCGACCUGGAAGAUUUGACCAAAUCAUCUUUGUUCCAUCUCCAGAUGAAAAAACCAGACUUUCCAUACUGAGGAUCUGUACUUCCAAAACUCCACUGGAUGAUGUGUCUUUGGAGGGACUGGCAGCUGAGACAGCUGGGUUUACUGGAGCAGAUAUACAAAAUUUAUGCAAAGAGGCUGCACUAUUGGCUCUUCAAGAAAAUGGACUGGAUGUUGCAGCUGUGAAACAUGAGCAUUUUCUCAAAUGUCUUCAGAGUCUAAAACCAUCUUUGAGUGGUCAACAGUUGCAUUUCUAUCAUCAUUUAUUCUCUACAGUGACCCAGGCGAUAACAUGAUUUUUCUCAUUGCAGUCAAGGACAAGCUAGCAUAAAGAACCAAACUAGGAUAGAACUGUAAUUGUAUUCUGUAAAUGCAUAUUGUGUUUCAAAAAUCAGAAAUCUGAAAAAGUAUCAAUCUGAUUAUCAAAUAUAAACUGCAGCAGUUCAAGAAGGUAGCUCAUCACCAUCAUUCGCAGCAAAACUGGAACAGUCAAUACAUACCGACCCAGCCAGUAACUCCCACAUCUCUCAAAUGAAUAAAGACAUGUACAACACGCACCUAUUACAGCCAAGAUGGAGAGGUGCCAACCUGCUGUGAUUCAUUAUUUAAUGUAAAAUGAGAAGAUAUUUGAUCAUUGUCCUCGUCAGUGAGCACCACCUGAAGCAAUAACUAUGAGGGUGUUCAGUAUCAUCUUUGUGUUUUCCAUUCCCUGAUGAAUGCUGACCCCAUUAUGAGUAGGGAACAUAGGUUCAUCCAGUGCUAACGAUGGGCGAGUGGAGUUUACCAACAGUGGUGUUUUAUAGGUGUAAACCUUCUGUCUAGUUCUGUUGCUUUGAAUUAAUGGAUCCAGCUGCAUGCAGCAGAUUAUACUCUAAAACAAAUUAGUGUGUUCUCACCCUGACAUCAGCCCCAUCCUGCAGAGAGAAGAGUGUCUGCAGAUGAUGGAGAGAUGAGUUUUUAAGGUUGUCUUUGGAUAAAAGAUCUAACUGGUUUAAGAGAAAUUGUAGCUGAGGGUAGUGUCCCAUGUUAUAGAACAGCAGGAGUGGAAAAAGUGCAGCCCAAAAAUCCAGUAUUCAUGUUGACCAGACUGGAGCAAAGCUGCAGAGGUCAGGUUUCAGUUGAUCAGUUUAGGGGAGAGGGGGUGGGGCCGUUUGAGAAGGAUCAAUUUCAAGUGUCAGUUGUAUUGAAGUUGAAAGUAACAUUUUGUUUUCACUAUCAAUGAUAUACUCGGUCUCCAUCUUGUUGAAUGCAGUCUAUCACUUGAGCAACUAGAUGGACCUCCCCAAAAAAAACUGUUGCUGUGGCAAUACAGAACUUGUUGUAUAAUGGUGAUUGGAAGGUAUCUUCACUAAUAUCAGUGAUUUAGCAUUGGAACAUUUCUUGCCAAAGGGUGUCUCUUUCUCCCUCCCCCCCCCCCCCCCCCCCCCCCCCCGCACAUUGUCUUGCUCCCACAAACACUUUCUUGCCCAUUUUGUAAAUAGUUUGCUUUGAAAUUGCCAAGGAGACAUGGAGAAAGCCGAAAUCUCUGUUCAGCAACAAUGUGUCGUUCCAGUCUACAAAUCAGCUUUCUGUCGGUGAUGAAAACCAGAGGAAGCUCUUUAGCACUGUUCAUCAUUCGGUUGGAUUGUGAUUGAUCUAUGACCUAGCUGCACUUAACUUGCUUUUGACCUUGGUUCGUGGGAGAGUAACUUAAUGGGACAUUUGCAUGUUCAGACAGCGAGGGAAUAAGCAAAGAACUGUGGGUGCUGAAAUCGAAAACAAAAACAAAUUGCUGCAGAAAUUCAGCAGGACAUCAUCUGUAGACAGAAAGAAUCAUCCAGUGAUGACUACAGAAGAUGACUCUUUAUCUGAUGUCAGGUCACAAGACUCUGCUUUUGCUCCACAGGUGCUACUAGACCAAGAUAGGGAGGUCACAUUAUUGGUUUAUGGAAUCAAUCAGCUUUUGAAGAGAGAUGAUCAGAGGGAGAAUCAAAAUAAAGGUAGAUUGAAUAAACUGAGGGAGGCGAAAGCAGUAAUUGCAAGUCUGGAAUUGUAUUGAAGACCACAAACUCGAGGGGAGCUUGAAGGGCAAAUGUUAAGGCAACAUGCUAAAAAUGUCGGGAGUCCUGAGUAAUUCCAGGCCAAAAUGUUGAGCACAAAACUGGAGAAAAUGUCAGUUUGAAAGACAUUAGUCAAGGGCAGAGAGCAUGGAUUUGUUAAGAAGGUUACAAGCUCAGUGGCAAGUGGAAUUCAAUCUGGAUAAAGUAAGGUGAUACACUAGGGCAGGACAAACAAGACAAGGAAUUACAUGAAUGGUAGGACUCUUGGUAAGCACCAAGGAUCAGAGUGUGCAAUAUCCACCCAUCCUUUAAGAAAGCAAAAUAAUGGGUAAAGUGAUUACCAAGGUCUAUGGAAUAACUAUCUUUAUUAGCUGAGACAUAAAGUUGAAAAGCAGUGAUGUUAUGCUGGAACUGUGUGAAAUGUUGGUUAGGCAACAGGUAGAGUAUUGUGUACAGUUCUGAAAUCCACAUUAUAGGAGCAAUGAGAUUGCACCGGAGAGGAUGCAGGGGAGAUUUACCAGGAUAUUGGCUGGGCUGGAGAGUUUAUAAAGAGAAAUUGGAUAGACUCAAGUUGUUUUCCUUAAAGCAGAGGAGAUUGAGGGAAGUCAUGAUUUAGAUGCAUACAAUUAUGAGGGAUGCAUAGGUUAGAAAAGACGAGACUUUUCCAGCUAUAGGUUUGCUUGUUGAGCUCAAAUGUUCGUUUUCAGACAUGUUGUCACCAUACUAGGUAACAUCAGUGAGCCUCCAGAUGAAGUACUGGUGGCAUAGCCUGUUUUCUAUUUGUGCUCAGGUUUCCUUGGGUUGGUGGUGUCACUUCCUGUGGCGUGGGAGGGUGCUAAAUGGGAUCCAAGUCAAUUUGUUGAUAGAGUUCCGGUUGGAAUGUUGGAUAGAGUUCCAGCUUCUAGGAAUUCUUAUACGAGUCUCUGUUUGGCUUGUCCUCGGAUGGAUGUGUGGUCCCAGUCAAAGUGGUGUCCUUCUUCAUCUGUAUGUAAGGAUAUUAGUGAGAGGCUCGUAUCGUUUUGUAGCUAGCUGAUGUUCGUGUAUCCUGUUGGCUAGCUUUCUGCCUGUUUGUCCAAUGUAGUGUUUGUUACAAUUCUUGCACAGUAUUUUGUAAAUGAGUUUCGUUUGUUGUCUGUAAAACAGACUGUAUAAGGAGACUUUUCCCCUUGAUGGAGGAUAACUGAGCAGAGGCAUAGAUUUGUAAGAGGCAGGAGAUCUAGAGGGGAUGCGAGGAAAAACCUUUCUACCCAGAAGAUGUAGGAAUCUGGAACUCUCUGCCUGUAAGGGUGUUCUGAGCAGAAACUCUCCGAACAAUAAUGAAGUUUUUAAAUGUGUACUUGUAAUGCCAAGUACGAAAAGUGUGAUUAGAUUAGUUGGCUGUUUUUUCACUGGUGUAGACUGGAUGGAUUGAAGGGCCUUUUUCUGUGCUGUGAAUCUCGACUUUUAUAUUGGAAGACAAUGUGGCGGUGUGCUGUAGUCGACAUGGAUGUCAGCAAGGCCAUUAUCAUGGCCCUGUUGUGUAGACCAGUCAUGAAAAUGGAGUUACGGUGAACGGCCUUGGGACUAAAAUAAUCUUUCGAUGCGUUCCGUUAUUGUCUCCCUGCUGUUUGUGGGGUAGGUCAAUGAUUUAGACUAAAUGGAGGAACAUGAUUUGGGAUGAUUUUGCCGGACUCUAAAAUGUUAUGUCUGAGAUUGUUUACUCAGGACUAGUGAAUCUGACGGGAGAUUUAAUUAAGAUGGAUAAAUGAUGAGGGAUUUGGAAAUCUUCCCUUAACAGAAGAGUCAGCAGCCAGAGGACAGCGAUUAAAGUAAUCGGAAUCAGGAUUAAAAGAGUGAGAAAAGUUUCCAUUUAGAAGAUAGAGCACUGAAACUUAGAAACCUCAUUGCAUUUUAGAAACACUUGAGUUUGCAGGUGAAGGGCUGGAAUCCAUAGGGAAGUAGCUGAAUAGUGAUAAUACCUACAAUGUCAUCAAUGUUUCUGCAGCUCGGCCUGUGCUGUAUAACCUCAGCAAUGUGAUCUUCGCUGGACCUUUCCCUCAUCAACCCCGCUCCAGCCAGUUGGGAGGAAUGCGGGAUUCUGCCAGAAGCAUCCUCAUUUCCUUCUAAUCCUCUUCCUCCCAGACAAUGUAAACAAAGUGAUCAAAUUACUGGAACGGAAUUAGUUAAUUAACCCACUAGAAAUGAAUAUUUUAACCAAGCAGAUUUUGGUAUAAUUUGAUCCGUUACCACUUCAUUCACCCUGCAUCAAUAUCCUUUUUAUUCAUCUGUCGUUUUCGUUACUGACUUUAAAAAGACUUGCACCUAAGUUUCAAGUUCAAAACAUGAAUAAUAAAACAUGAAAAAUGCUGCCGAGAGAAGCAGCAAGUAGA
Chiloscyllium plagiosum (whitespotted bambooshark) is the source of this 6439-nucleotide messenger RNA. RefSeq names its product AAA ATPase AFG2B (gene afg2b). Lineage: Eukaryota; Metazoa; Chordata; Chondrichthyes; Orectolobiformes; Hemiscylliidae. Gene Ontology annotation, molecular function: ATP binding; ATP hydrolysis activity; polyubiquitin modification-dependent protein binding. Gene Ontology annotation, biological process: mitotic spindle disassembly; retrograde protein transport, ER to cytosol; autophagosome maturation. The record is from RefSeq and is a predicted model, not a curated record. Gene Ontology annotation, cellular component: nucleus; VCP-NPL4-UFD1 AAA ATPase complex; cytosol.